UUAUCAGUUAGUUCACUGAGAUUAGAUUGUUCCACGUAGGCUUAUUUCAAAAACAGGUUGCAGUUUACCUCUUGGUCUACACAUUACUCUUGAAAAAUGGUAGUUAUCUCCUGGUUGUUAAUAGCUUUACAUAACCACUUUUCACUAAGGGGAGAGAAAUCAUAACGAAUUUUAGAGUAAGGCCCAGGCUUAAAACACAAAAUAGGAUUUAUUAUUAGGAAGAGGAGGUUUGUCCCCUUCAUUAGAAAACUAUGUGUUGCUAAUGACUUCUCACAUUUUGAUGUACAAAUAGAAUGUCCGUGCUGCACUUCCAUCCAUCCGUCCCCGUGCUGGCAGCCUCUCUCCAGUCGCCCCACCCAACUGAAGGCGCUCCCUUGUGGUCCAGGAAAAGCUAGUAACUCAUUAGGGGGAGAAUCUGAUUUGGGGCAGGAGACAUGCGAACAUGGUCUGAAACGAUGCCUAUUUUUCUAUAGGAACUGUUUGAGUGUUCAUUGUAUCAGCUGGAGUUGCAGCUUGUGGACGCGGAUGCCGCUUUGGUUGGCGCCGAGUGGCUGACUGGUGCUGGAUGCUGAUGACAGGCCGAACCUGUUUAACAUCCUUCCCUAUCGUGGAUGGAGAUCAAAACCACACGAGCUGAAAGGUAAUAAAUCACGAAAACGAGAGCAAUAAGCCAGUCUGAUCCAGUCUGUAACCAGGGGCCAGGCGGUGAGAGGAGGAUUUACAGCGGCGGCGGUAGCAGCGACAUGUUCUGAGCGGAGAGCCGGCGAGUGGUGGCGGCUGGCGGGAUGAAGGCGCCGCGGACACCGAGGCAGAGGCGGCUCCUCCGGUUCUGUGUCUGUGGACUCGGUCUGCUCGCAGCCGCCUGGAUCCUUCACCUAAGUGAUGUUACAGGCUCCAUUGGACCCAUUGUGGAUCAUAACAUCUUGUCCAAGAGGGAGGUCGUCCAGCAAAAAAAAGACAACAACCAGACUGCAAGCAUUUCUAGAUCUGCUAUCAGUGAGUUUCCUGAAGACAUCUUUACUUUGGAGCAGAGGAGACAGGGAGCAGUACUCCUUCAUGUUCUCUGUGCUAUCUACAUGUUUCAUGCACUGGCUAUCGUGUGUGAUGUUUAUUUUGUGCCAUCACUGGAAAAAGUAUCAGAGAAUCUACAACUCAGUCAAGAUGUUGCAGGGGCGACCUUCAUGGCAGCUGGGAGCUCUGCCCCUGAGCUCUUUACCUCAUUGAUUGGGGUGUUUAUUACAAAGGGAGAUGUGGGUGUGGGAACUAUUGUGGGAUCAGCCGUCUUUAACAUCCUGGUCAUCAUUGGCAUCUGUGGCAUCUUCGCUGGACAGCCCAUCUCUCUGAGCUGGUGGCCUCUGUUUCGGGAUGCGGUCUUCUACAUCCUGUCUAUAGUGGUGCUUAUCCUGGUGAUCUUUGAUGAGAAGGUCAUGUGGUGGGAGACCAUCAUCCUGAUUUCUAUGUAUGGAAUUUACAUAAUCAUCAUGAAGUUCAACAGAUCUCUGUGCAGCCUGGUCGAGCGUCACUGCAGCAGGGCAGGUCAGCCAUGUCUGAGCAGCCUGCGACGGACGACUGCUGUUGGAAACAUUGGAGACUGUGACAAUGACAUGGUGCCGCUGAAACCAGACUCGUGUGUAGUGGCCGGUCAGGACUCAGGGGUUGUGAUGGUGGACGAGCUGAUGCACCUGCACCCCCACCAGCUGUCCCUCUCAGAGGCAAGCCUCCGCCUUCUCAUCACCCCGCAUUUUCCCCCCUUCACCCGCCUGCGCAUGGCAGGAUGCAUGGUCAUCAAUGAGAGGCAGAGGCUGAUUCGGGCUCAGGUUGGCCCCGAGGAUGGGGGAGCUUCAGGGGAGGAGGGUGCUGGCGUGGCGUGGGAGAGGGAGAACAGAACAGUGGCAGAGGGAGACCGACAGAUGCUGGAUGGAGAAAGGGAGAGGAGUAAAGAGAUGGGGAGGGGGACAAGUGCGGGAGCACAGCCUAAAGAGGAAGAGGAGGAGGAGGAAGAGCAGGACGACAGAGAGGAUGAGAAUGCUCCUUUCAAACCCUUUGUCCUGCCAGAUGGUUGGGGUGUGUGUCUGAAGUGGCUGCUCUCCUGGCCUGUGAGCAUCCUGCUUCACUGCACUGUCCCUGAUUGUAACCAGCCUCAGUGGGAGCGCUGGUACCUGCUCACGUUCCUGUCCUCUACACUCUGGAUAGCCCUCUUCUCCUACCUCAUGGUCUGGAUGGUGACCAUAAUCAGUUACACACUUGGAAUCCCAGACGUCAUCAUGGGCAUCACUUUUCUGGCUGCCGGCACCAGUGUCCCUGACUGUAUGGCCAGCCUCAUUGUCGCCCGACAAGGAAUGGGCGACAUGGCUGUAUCCAACUCCAUCGGCAGUAAUAUCUUCGAUGUGCUGCUGGGCCUGGGCUUCCCCUGGGCGCUGAGGACUCUCAUAGUCAGCUAUGGAUCAGUGGUGACAAUCAACAGCAAAGGCCUGGUGUACUCAGUAAUUCUACUGUUGGCUUCAGUCACACUAACUGUCCUGUGUGUCCAUCUGAAUCGCUGGAAGUUGGACCGCAGGCUGGGACUCUGCCUCCUGCUGCUGUAUGCCAUCUUCCUCCUCUGCUCCAUUGGCUUCGAGAGGCUAUAGAGGACAUCCACACUCUCUGUACACAUGUACUUAUAGUAUCACGAAAGGACACACAUGUAUGAUCAAAUACUUAGAAGUGGUCUGACUUGUUUUCCACCUUCACUGCUGCCAUUAUGAGUCAACUGCUCUGUCAGAAACGUUUUCAUUUCACAUCCUGGCAGCUAUACAUGUUCAAGCAGUGUUAUUAAGACACCGGCUGCCUGAAAGCAACAUUGUUUACCUUUGAUAAAUGAGUGUUUUACACAGUUUUGUACUGAACACCUCCAGCCCAAAUUUUGUGAAAUCACAUCCAACUGAUAAUGCACUGUCUCACAAGAGAUUUAUAAAAUAUGGAAUUUUUAUUCUGACACAAGAUUAUUCUAUAAAAGAGCCCAAAGUGUGUUAGUUUACAUAUGACUGCCACAUUAUGACUGCCACAAGUAACCUCAAUGAUGAUGAUUAUACAAGUACAUUUACAUAGUUGCUUCUCAGUCUGUGCAGUUACUUUAUGUAAAAUUUAAUGUCAAAUUCUCAUCACACCUUUGUGUCUGCAGCUGUAAAUAGCAUCGCACCAUUGAUCAUCCAACUUCAGAUAACUGACCUACAUGUAAGUCACUAUUGUCUUGGCCUUGUGCAUAACAUAGGUCCAAGCUUUUCCUAAAAGCUUCUCAACUCAGAUCAUGGUUUUGUGCUGGAACAAAUGGGGACUUUGUGCUAAAAGGUGUUUAUGAAGGUGUGCGUUUGGAGAGGGUCCUUGGGUUCGGUUAAAUAAAGCACUUCGUUCUGUGAGGUUUUUCUGUUUUUAACAUGAAUGCUCAUUAAUUUAUCCAUCUGAAACUUUCUUUAUUUGCACUUAAUAAAUGUGACAAGAAUUAGAGCAACGUAAGAAUCUAAUCAAAACAGUCUAAAUUUCAGCUUUUUACCACUAGAGUUUGGCUAAUGGAGAAAAAUGUAUUAAGACAUGCCAGUUUUAUUUGCUGACCUCCAAAAAAAGUUGCAUUUAAAGCAUAACAUUUGUCAUUCAUUAAAUCUCUCAAUUACAGAAAAAGAAAAAGGAUAAACAAAUGUAAAAACAACAUGAUUUAAAUUUAAUACAUUAUACAGGAUAUCCAUCUUAUCUUUUACCUAAGAUAAAUCAGGAAAAAAAAAUCUGUCGAUCACAUUAAUACAGCAUGAUGAUCACAGGAACCUUUGUAGCUGAUAAACAUUUUCAGCUUCAGCAGAAUUUGGGAUUUUUCAAGUUGGUCUUGAAACAGCAUUGACAUGUUCUUAUGUGCGUGGAAAUAGGUCGUCAAUGUGUUUAAUGUUUGCAAGACGAGAUUAAAAUCUCGGAAAAUUUGUAACACUGAAAAGAACUAAGUAUCUUUGUCGGACUUCCAAUUUUUAUUUUCAGGUUUAAAACCACGUUUUACUUAGUCAAAAUUUAUUUUCAGCCUUUCAAACCCCUUUCUUAGUGUUACAGAUUGUGUCUGUGGCGAAGGGAUACAUCGUUAUCAAGCUGUGCUAGGAGUUUAAGCGGAAGCGUUCGCAGAAGUUUGCAGCGUUUGUUGUUGGAGUAUUUCUGCGGUUUGUGGUUUUACGGCACCGGUAAAACCCGUUUUUGUGUCACGAUUACAAUUGUGCAGAUCUAACUGUUGUUCCAGUUUUUUUCCCCUCAAGUUUAUUCGUCCUGCUUCAUCUGCGCCCUGUACAAAGUAGAACACGGUUGUUCAUGGGCAAAACCGCUCCACAAAUUUUACCUGAGACAUUCUGAAUGGACCAAGCUUUGACUAAUGGACAAAAACACACCGUCUGCGAAGCUGGGACCGUUAUCUUUAUGUGGAGCCCAUUUCCACAGUAGAUGUUUGUGAGAGAAGCUACAAAGCACGGCCGUGCCACCGCGACCAGUCUAGCUAACAGGUAACAGCUGACGACGGGCUGCGAGUGCCCUCGUGGACCACAAUCUGGCAGAUAGUCUGGUGGCUGAACAUGCAUGCUCCUACUACUACAAUAUACUCUACUGCAGCUCGUCCCGCUGUUGAUGCUGUAGACAAAGACUUCUAAAGCUGAUAUGCAAUCUGGCUCAGCUACAUCUGGACAGAGCCUGGAUCUCUGGA
Messenger RNA from Monopterus albus (swamp eel), 4702 nucleotides. Its product is annotated as sodium/potassium/calcium exchanger 3-like. The coding region runs from base 786 to 2627 and encodes 613 amino acids. The record is from RefSeq and is a predicted model, not a curated record. Gene Ontology annotation, biological process: calcium ion transmembrane transport; intracellular calcium ion homeostasis. NCBI's taxonomy places the organism in Eukaryota, Metazoa, Chordata, Actinopteri, Synbranchiformes, Synbranchidae. Gene Ontology annotation, cellular component: plasma membrane. Gene Ontology annotation, molecular function: calcium, potassium:sodium antiporter activity; calcium channel activity. The transcript has 19 exons.